Messenger RNA from Hemibagrus wyckioides, 625 nucleotides. RefSeq names its product peptide YYa (gene pyya). Gene Ontology annotation, biological process: feeding behavior; neuropeptide signaling pathway. The coding region runs from base 184 to 477 and encodes 97 amino acids. Gene Ontology annotation, cellular component: extracellular region. Lineage: Eukaryota; Metazoa; Chordata; Actinopteri; Siluriformes; Bagridae. Gene Ontology annotation, molecular function: neuropeptide Y receptor binding; neuropeptide hormone activity. The transcript has 4 exons. The record is from RefSeq and is a predicted model, not a curated record.
CCCCCACUUUCCUUUCCAAGCGCGAAACCCGGGCCGGCUACGACGCGUAUAAAAGCGCACGUGAAGCAGUCCACACACAUAUACACACACACCUCAGCGCGCGCGCCACUUCUGAGUUGAGUUCAAGGACUUCGGCUUUAGAGUUUUAGAUCUCGAACCUGCAGCUUCACCUCAACACCAAAAAUGAGUGUGCUAUUGAAGUCGUGGACCGCUAUCUUCACCCUGUUCCUGUGCGUCCUCCUGUAUCUCAGCACUGUGGUGGACGCCUAUCCGCCCAAACCUGAGAACCCCGGAGAGGACGCGGCGCCCGAGGAGCUGGCCAAAUACUACACUGCUCUCAGACAUUACAUCAACCUCAUCACCCGGCAGAGGUAUGGAAAGAGGUCGACUCAGGAGGCAAGUCUGGCAGACCUACUGUUCGGAGACAGCAAUGAGCACAACCAGCGAUCAAGGUACGAGGAGUCGUUCAUGUGGUGAUGCUCACUGUUGCCCCCUGCUGGUCUCCUGUGCCUCCUGCUCCAGAGCCUGCCUCCUGCCGUCGCUCUUCAUCCUCCUCCUCCUCAUUUCUCUCCAUUGAACUGUACAUAAUUUAUUACUAGACAGAGAAAGCGUGUCUCUGAAAACA